Strongylocentrotus purpuratus (purple sea urchin) is the source of this 2127-nucleotide messenger RNA. RefSeq lists its product as uncharacterized. Gene Ontology annotation, biological process: signal transduction. NCBI's taxonomy places the organism in Eukaryota, Metazoa, Echinodermata, Echinoidea, Camarodonta, Strongylocentrotidae. The transcript has 4 exons. Gene Ontology annotation, molecular function: protein binding. The record is from RefSeq and is a predicted model, not a curated record. The coding region runs from base 190 to 2127 and encodes 645 amino acids.
UCGGGGAUAGAGGACCAAUCAUCGGGCUUGUCACAUAAAACAAGGCAAGAUACAACGAGAAACACCGAGCAAACAACACCAUCUAUCAGGGAAGUCACAGAGAAUCACGGAUCACCGACCCAUUCGGCCCCCCUACCAGGAACAACCACUGGUGAAGCAGAUGCAAUCAAAGGAAAUGACUGUUCAGGCAUGACCAACAUACUCCUAUUGAGAUCCGGUGACGUAGAACGAAACCCUGGUCCAAAUGAUAACCCUGGAAGUCUGACCGAGCUCGAGCUCUAUCUCCUUGCCGACGGUAUGGAUUCAUCAGAUUUCAGGAAGGUCGGACUAGCUUUAGGAUUCUCUGAGGCUCAACUAAGUCGAUUUGAGAAAGACAAGCUUGGCGACUCCAUGCAUGCUACCUAUCAGAUGCUUUACGAAUGGCGGAAGACAGUACGUGAUAGCGAGGCGAGGGAGACAUUGGUCGACACUUUAGAAAGCAUUAAGUUGGUACAGCUUGCUGAUAGUGUACAAAAAGGUCAGGUUGGUGAUGACAUACCCUCAAUGACAGAGGCGGAAAUCAAGCGGGUUGCUGAAGAUGUCAAACGCUAUUUGGCAAUUGACCUCUGUCAGAUUCAAGCCGAUCCACUGAACAGCGAACUCCUACUUAAAUUUGAACGGAUCUUCACCAAUCUAACGUUGAUGGAAGAAGACAAAGGUACCAAGCACAAGACACCGCUUCUAUACGGCGACCUCCUCAGGACCGAAGUCAGCGGAAUCUAUCCUAAACGCUUGUUGGUGGAAGGUGAAGGUGGUGUGGGGAAAACCACUCUUUGCGCCAAGAUCGCUUGGGAUUGGAUCCACGGAAAAGGAUACCAAGAUUUCAAACUUGUUCUUGUCGUCCUACUUCGCGAGGCAAAGGACAAGACUGUUGGAGAGAUAGUCAAGUCUUAUCUCCCAAAAGAUAAUCCUGUCACAGCCAAGAAGCUAAACAAGUACGUCCUCUCAAAUCCAAAGGACGUCUUCCUUGUCCUGGACGGCCUGGAUGAGUUUGCUGUCGAUCUUAACAGCAUUCAGCAAAUCGCUCUGAUCACUCUCAAUCGGCUGUUCGAGUCAGGGACAGUACUAAUCACAUCACGGCAGUGGAGAUCAGAUGAGAUUAGGAAAAAUGCCAAACUCAGAAAGGUAUUUGCUUUCAUUGCUGUAGAAGGUUUUUCUGCUGAAAACCUCUCUUCCUACAUCACCAAGUUCUUUCAUCCAGACACAGCUUCCUCUGAAGAUCUGAACCGAUUCAUAUCAAACAACGAUGUGAUCAGAGAGAACAUGGCCCCCUACCCCAUAUACACAGCCAUGCUGUGCAUCAUGUGGAAAGAGUUUGAUGGAGAGCGCCGAGAGGCAAUGUCCAAGCUGCAAACAUUUUCCCAGCUCUUCAAUGAGAUGAUUGACUUUUUGGUUGAUCAUUACCUAUCGAAGCAGAUGCCAUCAUGUAUUGUUGAAGGCAAAUUGAGGGAGCAUCGUUCAGAGAUUCAUCAUCACCUACUUCAGAUAGGCCACAUUGCCUUCAAGGGACUUCUUGAGAGACGGCUAGUAUUCACAGAAGAAGAGUUUCAGAGUUAUCCAGAGUCCAUCGAUGUAGGUUGUAAAGUUGGUGUACUCACAAGAGAAAGGAAAGUUCUUCCGAGGAGAGACAGAAGAAAUAAUCUGAUUUCAGCAGUUCAAUCGGUACAGUUCGCUCAUAAGCUCUUCCAGGAAUAUCUAUCAGGAAUGUAUCUUGCAUCUCUUUACAACUCAGACCGUAAUGAGUAUCACUGGUUGAUAGCGAAAAUCAUAACGGACGCAAGAGAAUACCGGUACCUACUGUACUUCACCUCGGCCCAGCAGAAGGAGGUCGGAUUGAAUAUCGUAUCUCGUCUCACAGCAAGACAAAGAGAGCGAAGACAUGAUGAUAACUUCGUCGUAGAUGUAGCAUACGAGAGCCAAGACCAAACAGUGGCCAAAGCAGUGGCGGAUCAUCUCUCCUCUGAGUAUAGCAACACACUAGAGAUCACUGAUGAGAUGCAGGCACACACAGUAUCAGGGCAUAUCUUCAUCAUGAAUCAUCGUCAAGUGGUAAGACUUAGGAUGACGUCGUUUGGUUUGAACACUUGA